AGUUGGAAUUCCUUUAAAAAAAAAAAAGAGUUAAAGAAAAUACAGAAAGAGAGAAAGAAUUACAAUCAGUGUUUUUAAUUUGGGUUUCUUGGAUCAUUUCAAAUCUGAGACCUUUUCAAUGGGGUUCUUCGAUUUGGACUUUUCUUUCUUAGGUUAAAAUUUUGUUUUUGUAAGCUCAGCUGUUUUUUCUUUUCUUUUCUUUUUUGGUUCUUUCGGGAAUUUUUAUUUUGAUGCACUAGAUUUUUAUUACUUUUGUUGAAUUCUAAAUUUGGAAAUUGAAAACAGCUCGGGGAAGUGAUAGCAUAAUCAGAAAAUUUGAUGAGAUUUUGCUCCGAGGGAAGUAUAGGACUUUUGUUAGUAUCAUCUUCUAGCUUUAGAUUGGAGGUUGUCACUGUUUUAUUAAGAUUCCAUCGAAAUGGGGACUGAUAUGAACUUCAGGAGCUUCUGUAUCAACAACAACCCGCCGCCAUCUGAGGGAAGCGGGAGUACGCUGGUGGGGAAUAUGUCGUUAACGCGGCAGCAAUCGAUCUACUCCCGAACCUUUGAUGAAUUGCAAAGUACCAUGGGCGUCGGAUUAGGGAAAGAUUUUGGGUCUAUGAACAUGGAUGAGUUACUGAAGAGCAUAUGGAGUGCAGAAGAAACCCAGACUAUGGUUUCUGCUAUUGGAGGCCAGGAGGGGACUGGUGGGUUGCAGCGGCAGGGGUCGUUAACCUUGCCGCGGACUCUGAGCCAGAAGAAGGUUGAUGAGGUUUGGAGAGAUAUGUCAAAGGAGUAUGCUGUAGGAAAAGAUGGGGGUGGCACUGGAGGGUCUAAUAUGCCACAGAGGCAGCAGACUCUCGGGGAGAUAACGUUAGAGGAGUUUUUAGUGAGGGCUGGGGUGGUAAGAGAGGAAACUCAGUUGGUAGGGAAUGUUAAUAAUGGUGGAUUUUUUGGUGAUUUGCAGCGUCCAGGGAAUAAUCCCAGUUUUGGAAUUGGAUUUCAGCAGGGAGGUAGGGUUCCAAAUUUGAUGGCGAACAGGAUUACUGAAGGAGGUAAUCAGAUUGCUAUUCAGUCAUCAAAUUUGCCCUUGAAUGUUAAUGGGAUCAGAUCAAACCAACACCCCAUGGCUCAACAGCAAAACCAACAGCAACAGCAGCAAAUAUUUCCUAAGCAGCCUACCUUAUGUUAUGCACCUCAAAUGGCUCUAAAGGGUAGUGGUCAGUUGGGGAGUCCAGGAAUUAGGGGUGGGAUUACUGGGAUUGGGGAUCAGGGUAUAAGUAGUGGUAUGAUUCAGGGUAGUGCUUUGCAGGGUGGAGGAAUUGGUGUGGUUGGCUUCGGAGGGCCUCUUGGUGUUGGAACCAGAUCACCUACUAGCCAAAUAUCAUCAGAUGGGAUUGGAAAGAGUAGUGGGGAUACAUCUUCAGUGUCACCAGUUCCCUAUGUGUUUAAUGGAGGUUUGAAGGGGAGGAGGAACAGUGCUUUGGAGAAGGUGGUUGAGAGGCGGCAAAGAAGAAUGAUAAAGAACAGAGAAUCAGCUGCAAGAUCACGAGCUCGUAAGCAGGCGUAUACUGUGGAAUUGGAAGCUGAAGUUGCGAAGUUAAAAGAGGAAAACCGAGAAUUGAGGAACAAAGAGGCGGGAAUUGUGGAAAAGCGGAAAAAUCAGGUUCCAGCACAUUUCUUUUUCUUAUUUUGUUUUUCGUUGGGAAUAAUUGAUAUUUGGGAAUAUCACAAAUCAGACGGUUAUCUCAAAUUAACACUGCUUGCGUAUCCAAUUCCAGAUUUGCCUUGUGGGAUGGUCAUCUUUAGUUGGGGUGUGAAUUUGUAGUUAGGACAGUGCAAAACUAAAGAAAGAAAGAAUUUGUAGUUAGGAUGAAGACCCUUGAAGUUUUUUUUUUACUACAUUUCAAUACAUGACUUGAUUACAACUUUGCAACCAUUGAAUUAUUCACCCUUUGAAUCUUCUUGCAUUUUGGUAGCAUCCCAGGCCAUGGAAAUGAUGAAUAUGCAACGGGGAGGAAAGAAACGGUGCCUGAGAAGAACACAGACGGGUCCCUGGUAAAGUGAAAUGAGUUGGGAUCAUGAUUGUUGGGUCAAAACCAAGCUUAAGAUGUUUCUUAGUUCAGCUGCGCUGUACAGAUAUAUGGCAAGCAUGGUUCCAUUGUCGGUUUGAAGAGAUGAGUUGUAUUGUUCCAGUGCGGUGUAGGUUAGGGCUCUCCCAGCAUUAUAUAAUUUUUUAUCUGCUUAUGGAUAUUAGGGUUCGCCUUCAUACCGUGAUGCAUUUCAGACAAUAUUAUGUCCCCUUCCCUAACUUCCUAUAAACAAAAUGCCGUCUAUUGCAUCUUUCUGUGGUAAUUGGAUAUUUAUGUUACUGUCCCCUUUUUUGGUUGGUAAAAUAGACUUCGGAGAAGUGA
Rubroshorea leprosula is the source of this 2390-nucleotide messenger RNA. NCBI's taxonomy places the organism in Eukaryota, Viridiplantae, Streptophyta, Magnoliopsida, Malvales, Dipterocarpaceae. The record is from the annotation of a GenBank genome assembly.